AUGAUGGAAACAUUGGUGACGUUCCUCCUCACUGGAUCUCUGAUACAAGGUGUUUUUUGUGGCUUCAGUAUCAAUCUGCCGCUGAGAGUAGAAGCUCUACAUGGAUCCUGUGUUUUCAUACCCUGCACAUUUGACAUCGAUCAACAGUUUAACGGUUACCUCACUGAUCGUGCAAAGAGAAUAUGGUUUAAGGGUGUAACACCAGUGUUUGUCUCCAGCAGCCCCAACACUGGACUGUUAAAAGGAGAAAUAUUUGGCACUGCUACACAGAAAAACUGCACCACACGCUUCGAUAAUGUCAGUCAGAGUCAUAAUGGGUCAUAUUACUUCAGACUUGAAGAUGAUAAAGUGCGGUAUAACUACAGAGAACCUACACACUCCCAAGUUCAAAUUGCCGUCUUAGGAUCUCCACCCAAACCCACACUGAGGGUCUUUAAGGAUCAGCAGGAGGUGAUGAAGAUGGUGGAGGUGAUGGAGGGAAGUUCAGUGAGUCUGCGCUGCUCUACUAAGAUCUUCUGUCCGUCUCGUCCACCAUCUCUCAGAUGGAGCUCAUCUCUCAAUGAGAACGUCACAGAACAGCAGUAUCAGAACCAAACUGAGCUCAUCUCUGAUCUGAACUUCACUGUUUCUCACCGUCAUCAUAGAGUCACUUUCACCUGCACUGCAACACACCAGCUACAGCAGCCGAGCACAACACAAGAGUCCCGGAUGCUACUAGUUCAGUAUGCUCCUAAAAACACAUCGGUGAGGAUAAAUCCAGCUGGUUUAGUUCUAGAGGGUGGUUCAGUGACUCUGAGCUGCAGCAGUGAUGCAAACCCAGCAGUGAACUACACCUGGUACAGAGACAUUGAAAGACCUCUGAAUCCAGUUCAGACCGGACCAAACCUGACCAUCAAUAAUACAGACUCGACACACAUUCAGACCGGACCAAACCUGACCAUCAACAACACCGAUCCGACAGACAGCGGAAGAUACUACUGUAGAGCGGAGAACAAACACGGCACACAGAAGACAUCAGCGCUUCUGGACAUCCAGUAUGCUCCUAAAAACACAUCCGCACAUGUAAAUCCAGCUGGUUUAGUUCUAGAGGGUGGUUCAGUGACUCUGAGCUGCAGCAGUGAUGCAAACCCAGCAGUGAACUACACCUGGUACAGAGACACGGAAAGACCUCUGAAUCUAGUUCAGACCGGACCAAACCUGACCAUCAAUAAUACAGACUCGACACACAGUGGACAAUACUACUGUAGAGCUGAGAACACACACGGCACUCAGAACACAUCAGUGCUGCUGGACGUCCAGUUGACUCUGAGCUGCAGCAGUGAUGCAAACCCAGCAGUGAACUACACCUGGUACAGAGACACUGAAAGACCUCUGAAUCUAGUUCAGACCGGACCAAACCUGACCAUCAACAACACCGAUCCGACAGACAGCGGAAGAUACUACUGUAGAGCGGAGAACAAACACGGCACACAGAAGACAUCAGCGCUUCUGGACAUCCAGUAUGCUCCUAAAAACACAUCCGCACAUGUAAAUCCAGCUGGUUUAGUUCUAGAGGGUGGUUCAGUGACUCUGAGCUGCAGCAGUGAUGCAAACCCAGCAGUGAACUACACCUGGUACAGAGACAUUGAAAGACCUCUGAAUCCAGUUCAGACCGGACCAAACCUGACCAUCAAUAAUACAGACUCGACACACAGUGGACAAUACUACUGUAGAGCUGAGAACACACACGGCACUCAGAACACAUCAGUGCUGCUGGACGUCCAGUUUGCGCCCAACAUCUCCAGCUCGUGUAGCCGAAACAGCGUAAUGGCGUGUGUCUGUGAGGCUCAUGGGAAUCCCUGCCCUACACUAGAGUGGCGUCUGUCUGGACAUGUGCUCGCUAACUCUACAGAACCCUCCAUCAGUGAGGAGACGUUAGGAAGCACAGGAGUGAAGAGCAUCCUGACCAUCCAUCAGUCCCUCACGGACACGGACAUCCUGCAGUGUUUCAGCGCAAACAUUUACGGCAGCGCAAGUCAACAGUUUCAGGCCAUCCCACCGCCACAAAAGACAAUGCUGCUCGGAGCUGCUGUCGGUGUGUUACUGAUGAUGAUUGUGUGCAUCGUGAUGCUCUGCUGUGAACGAAAAAGGAAAGAAAAACCUUUAGAAACCAGACAAGAUGACACAUCUGGACUCAUUCUGACUCAAGCAGCCAUUGCUCUGGAUAAUGACGGUCAGUUUGUUUAUGCCAAUAACGGCAUGCUGUCAUCCACUGCACCGAGUGCAACUGAAUCUCUUCAUUAUUCCUCCAUCGACUUCAUAAACGCUGAACCACCACCAGGGGAGAUCAGGGGCAUCGCCUCACUGACCAGUGAAUACGCUGCGGUCCAACACCGUCCUGCAGGAGACGCAGACGCAGAGAACAACACCUCAACAUCUGAGACAGAGCCCAAAAAAUAA
Molecule: messenger RNA, 2439 nt
Organism: Sinocyclocheilus grahami
Lineage: Eukaryota; Metazoa; Chordata; Actinopteri; Cypriniformes; Cyprinidae
Product: myelin-associated glycoprotein-like
Exons: 12
Coding region: 1-2439 (812 amino acids)
Source: RefSeq, a predicted model, not a curated record